UUGUUCUAUAAUUCUGAUCACUAUUCAGUUUGUGGUUUCCAAACACUCCUUUUUGUUCUUCCCCACUACACUCUUCGCACGAUCCUCAAAGUCUAUACCUUUUUUCUUUUUCAUUCCAACGCUUCUUCUCUUUCUGAUGUUGCUUACUUACAACUUGGAUACCAAUGUUUUGCAGACUUCAGUGUUCUGAAAGAUUUCUGGUGUUGGUGCACACAUAUUUCACCUUUUGCACAUCCUGCUUCUUCCUAAUUCCUUAGGUGAUAAGAAAAUGCAAUUGUAUCAUCAUCCAUUUGAUUUGGACAGCCAGAAGGUGAGACUUGCGUUGGAAGAGAAAAGCAUUGAUUACACAUCACACCAUGUCAAUCCUGUGACUGGAAAGAACUUGGAUUCUUCAUUCUUCAAGAUGAAUCCUGGUGGAAGACUCCCAGUUUUUCAAAAUGGCUCUCACAUCCUUUACAAGACUAUUGAUAUAAUCCAGUACAUAGAAAGAAUCGCCGUGUUCUCCUCUGGGUCUGAAAAUAUCAGUAGCAGUAACAAGGAAGUGAUUGAAUGGAUGCAGAAGGUACAAGAAUGGAACCCAAAGUACUUUUCCCUUUCCAAUGUACCAGAGAAAUACAGAAUAUAUGUUUCCAAGUUCUUAAGGAGAGUGGUGAUUGCUCGAAUGUCGGAGUGUCCAGAACUAGCAGGUGCUUACCAUAGGAAGUUAAAGGAAGCAUAUCAGACUGAAGAGAGAGUGAAAGAUUCAGAUGUGUUGAUAAGGAGCAAGGAGCAUUUGGUUAGGCUGCUUGAUGAAGCAGAGAAGCAGCUGAGUGAAACACCUUAUUUAGCAGGUCAAGAGUUUACUAUGGCUGAUGUGAUGCUCAUUCCAGUGUUGUCUCGUUUAGUGCUCUUGGAUUUAGAGAAAGAGUACAUAACUGGGAGGCCAAACAUUGCUGAGUAUUGGGUUUUGGUUCAGCAGAGACCUAGUUAUAGGAAAGUGAUUGGUAGGUAUUUUGAUGGUUGGAAAAAGCAUAAGACAUUGGUAAAAACUUGGUGCUUUGUUCGUAUUAGAAGCUUGCUGAAGAGAUACUAGUAAGGUGUUAUUGGUUGCCCAAAGAAAACUACAUGAAAGAGCUUUUUGUGUGUUGUAGAUGAGAAGUUGUUAUCAUAAACAUUGUUUGUAUUUUCCCUUUUUAGAGAGUGAAGGGGGAUUCAUUUUUCUUUCUCCCUUGCCAAAUGUUGAUGCAGAGUACUAAGCUUGGAUUUGUGUUAGUUCAAUCAAUUAGCAAUUUCUGUGCAAUGUUGUAUACUGAUAUGGGAAGAAUUUCUUCAUAUGAGAAUCGUUACUUGCUUUGUGUAUACUUAUUUUGGUAUUUGUAAAUGCAAAAGCAAAAAUAACGUACUCAUUCUGUCUCCUUAUAACAGAUUCUUCUGGUGUUCUACAUUUUCUUCCUGUUUUGUUGUAUGAUCAUCAAUGAUCAAACGGAGUUUAAGUUUA
Molecule: messenger RNA, 1477 nt
Organism: Vigna unguiculata (cowpea)
Lineage: Eukaryota; Viridiplantae; Streptophyta; Magnoliopsida; Fabales; Fabaceae
Product: glutathione S-transferase TCHQD-like
Molecular function (GO): glutathione transferase activity
Source: RefSeq, a predicted model, not a curated record